Molecule: messenger RNA, 1749 nt
Organism: Echinococcus granulosus
Lineage: Eukaryota; Metazoa; Platyhelminthes; Cestoda; Cyclophyllidea; Taeniidae
Product: Epsin-2
Exons: 6
Coding region: 1-1749 (582 amino acids)
Biological process (GO): endocytosis
Cellular component (GO): plasma membrane; clathrin vesicle coat; endosome
Molecular function (GO): phospholipid binding; clathrin binding
Source: RefSeq, a predicted model, not a curated record
AUGAUGCCUCUUCAGCGCCACAUAAAAAAUGUUGUUCGCAAUUAUACGGAAGCGGAACGGAAAGUACGUGAGGCUACUUCAAAUGAUCCAUGGGGUCCAAGUAGCACACUAAUGUCUGAGAUUGCGGAUAGAACGUACAACGUUAUCGCAUUCACUGAAAUUAUGCAGAUGAUUUGGAGGAGGUUAAAUGACAAGAGCAAAAAUUGGAGGCACGUUUAUAAAGCUCUCAUUCUCUUGGAGUAUAUUAUAAAAACGGGCAGUGAUAAAGUUGCAGUUCAAUGUAGGGAGAACAUACACGCCAUCGAAACUCUCAUGGACUUCUACUAUGUGGAGGACGGCAAGGACGUGGGAAACAGUGUGCGUGAAAAGGCGCGUUGUCUGAAUUCGCUGCUGCGCGACGAAGAACGACUCCAGGAAGAGCGUGGAAAAGCGUUGCUUGCUCGCGAGCGUCUCAUGCAUGGUGGAGCCCUCGGGACCUCCGCCGCCGCUGCCUCUGUCUACUCUCCUUCGCUCCCCUUCACCCGAGCUGGUUCCACCUUCGGUGAUGAUCGCCGUCCCUCUUCCCAGCCCUCCUCACUCUCCGCUGCUAUCGGUGGCAUAUCGAGUGACUUAGAUUCUGCGCAACCGCAGUCUUACACGGAGGAGCAACUGCAGCUUCAACUGGCCCUCGCCAUCAGCAAGGAGGAGCACGAACGCGAGCUGCAGAAACGUCACGAGGAGGAGGCCAAGGAGGCCCUGAAGCUUCAAAUGGUCCUGGAGCAGAGCAAGCGCGAGGAACAGAGCCGUUCAGCAGCGGCCUCCUCGCUCAUUUCGGCGGCUAACUCGACUGGGGGUGGUGGCUCCGCCUCAAUGACGGGCAAUGGAGGCGGUCUCUUCAGCCUGAUCGAUACGUCACUCUCUGCUGCGCCGGCCAACAUGCCCGAUCCUUGGUCUACCAUUGUCCCUACCACCGUUCCCAGUAAUAGCGACCACAGCAAUGCCCUUGUCGCCGCUGCCUUGCCCUUCAACAAUUCCGCCUACCGCCAGUCAAAUAACACCAACAGCAGUGGUGGUGUUGGAAAUCAACUCAGCCUCAUUGACUCCGCUUGGACUCCCAAGGAUCCUCUGCAAUCCCAGCAUUCACACACUGUUCCAGUUGCGAACAACAAUCCCUGGGCUGCACUGGACCCUGUCGAGGCAGCCCUUCCUUCCACUGCCCCUACUUUAGCUCAGAACGGCGACAGCAGCAGUGGCAACCCUGGUUUCGGCAUUGGUCCUACUGCUAACGCUGUCACCACCACUGCCACCACUACGGCUCCGACUGCGGCGUCCGCUACCUCAUCGGACAAUGCAGCGACACCGUCAACACCCGCAACGACGGUCACACCAACGCGAAAACGUACACCUGCUGACUUCUUGGGAGACCACAAGGGCCUCGUGGACCUGGAGAAACUGGUCGAUCGAAAUCCUGCCUCCACAAAUCCCUUCGCGACGAGUACGCGUCCACUGACGGGACAUUCGACGAACCCCUUCAGUGCAAACCAACCGCCGAAGCCGUCGUUAAAUCAACUGAGUGCCGCCGCAAACGGAACCGCAUUGGCCGCCCUAGGGGACCGAUCGGCCUUAGCUUUCACCUCCUUCCCAGCCCAAUGCGCUCCUUUUAUGACUUCCGUACCUACAUUCUUCCCCGGUCAAGUAGCUCCCACCUCUACCGGUGCCCCACAACAAUCACAGCCGCAGCAGCAACACAGCCUCAAUCCCUUCUUUUGA